AUGUCUAGCGAGUCACUGGACAGAUCUGUGUCAGCGCAGACGGCGCCCGCGGUGGCACCCCUGAAAAGUAAUGACAUAGCUGCGGUCCCCGAGGACAGCAGGAGACGAUAUUCUGUGUCGGGGCGGAAACACGUGAAGAGAACCGUUACGACGCCUGGCCGUUUCCAGACUGAAAUCAAAAUAGACGAACGGCUGAUCAAAAAGUACCCCACCGUGAAGUCCGAAGCCAGCUGGUUCUACAGGUUUGUGGCUUUCAUGAAGGAGAUCAAGCACUUCAUGUUUGACGACGUGCUUGACUUCAUUGAUGGUUGCUACGCCCGUUUCUGGAAGUGGUCUGUGAUGGUGUGUUUGAUGCAAAAAUAUGACGCAAACAAAGACAGAAGGUAUGUCGGCACUCUGCUGCAGGUAAUCAAGCUGCUCCUAAACACCAGAACAGUUAUCUUUCUUCCUCUGUUUCCUGUUGGAAUCGUGCUCUAUGCCAAGAAGUCGGACAUUGGCGCAGUUGUCACGUUGGUGCUGGCCCUCAUGUAUUUUGCCAAAAUUCUGUCGAACGUUACCGAGCACGCAGAACACCAUGUGGGGCCAGCCUUGGGUGCGCUGUUGAACGCCACCUUCGGAAACCUUGUGGAGCUGAUCAUUUCCGGAACCACUGUGUCGAAAGACGACGCCACGUUGACCAUUACUUCGCUGGUGGGAUCGAUCAUCUCGAACAACCUGCUUGUCAUUGGCUCUUGCUUCUUCUUUGGCGGCUUGGAGGGCAUGCAGUUUGCCAGCUCUGCAGUGAAGGGAAUCGCCAACCACAUGUUUUUCUUGGCGUGCAUCACGGUGAUAUUAUCCAUGAUGUCUGUGAUUUCGGUGAUUGACCCGGGCAAGAGCAUCGAGUUCAAGAUGAAUACAUCCCAGAUCGGCGCCGCGUUCAUCUUCGUUGUGUACGCCACUUAUCUGGUGGUUUCCACAAACGAGGAGUUCAAGUCGAUGAAGAAAAUAAAAAUGAAGAGCAAGCAGGAAAAAGAGGCCCUGGAGAGCCAGCCAGUGGACACCGACUCAGAGCUAGACAGCGACUCCGAAAGCGACUCUGAUACUGACGACGAAGAAGAUAUUUUCCCGCUGAGAGUCUGCUUUAUUGCAUUGCUCGUUUCGGUGGCAGGGCUGGGCCCCACGUCGAACUUUUUCGUCGAGGCUCUGAAAACACUCACCGACGAUAAACCAAUAUCCAAGGUGUUUAUCGGUAUGGUGAUUCUCCCCUUGGCAGGCUCGCUUCCAGAACACAUCUCAUCCCUAAUCAGCGCCCACCACAACAAUAUGGCACUGUCCGUCUCGCUGGCAAUAGGCUCCUCAAACCAGGUGCUUGGCAUGGUUCUUCCAAUCAUCCAGUUCAUCUCGUCCCACUACCCGUCGACCGGCUUUUCGCUCUACAUCGAGCCCUACGUGGCCGCGUACAUCUUUUGCAGCUCUGUGGUGUGCAUUUCGUCCCUGGUUCACGGGCUGAUCUACGGUGUAAACGUGCUCCAUGGAGUUUUGCUGCUUGCCACGUACGGAUGCAUUGUCUACUUGACGUUUGCACAGAGUUGA
Messenger RNA from Ogataea angusta, 1572 nucleotides. RefSeq lists its product as uncharacterized. The coding region runs from base 1 to 1572 and encodes 523 amino acids. The transcript has a single exon. Gene Ontology annotation, molecular function: calcium:proton antiporter activity. Lineage: Eukaryota; Fungi; Ascomycota; Pichiomycetes; Pichiales; Pichiaceae. Gene Ontology annotation, cellular component: fungal-type vacuole membrane. The record is from RefSeq and is a predicted model, not a curated record. Gene Ontology annotation, biological process: calcium ion transmembrane transport; intracellular calcium ion homeostasis.